CCUAAUGAUCACAGAGAUUUUAAACUUAAAAAAUCUUUCUUCCAUUCCAAUUCACAUCAAUUCUACAAUCAUUCAAGUCGAGUGCUCUGUUUUCCCCUGUUUCUAACCAUUCAACACUAACACCUACAACAAAUCAACCAUCAUGCACCCAAACCAUCCACACAAUGACACUGGAUCAUCUCUAUCCAACCUAAUUAUAACCACCCAGAAUGGCUGCAACACCUUAGAUUCAAUCUUCACACAAAGUUCAUCACCGAUAUCCGAAUCCAUUCGUCAACAAGUCGGCUCUUCGGUUUACCUAAAACAGAGAGAUUUACUCCAGAAAUUCUCAGAGCAAAACAUGGGGAAGUUUGGAAAUUCAAUUUCCCCGAAUUCGACCGCAAUCGGGUUCUCUUCGGUUUCGGAUUAUUAUUCAAGUCCUUGCAAGAAGCUGUACAGGGGAGUGAGGCAGAGACAUUGGGGGAAAUGGGUGGCAGAGAUCCGAUUACCUCAAAAUAGAGUGAGGGUUUGGUUGGGGACUUAUGAGACGGCUGAAGCGGCUGCUUACGCGUAUGAUCGGGCUGCGUAUAAGCUGCGAGGGGAGUACGCGAAGCUGAAUUUCGCUAAUUUACAGGACCCGUGUCGGUUAGGUUUGAUUGGAGAUGCAGAGAGGUUGAAUGCUCUGAAGACUGCUGUGGAUGCUAAGAUACAAGCAAUUUGCCAGAAGGUUAGGAGAGAGAAGGUUAAUAGAAAGAAGAAUAAAAAGAAGAGAGAGAGUGAAAGUGAAAGUGUUGGUUUGAAAAGUGAAUCUUGUUGUUCUGUUGCUUGUGUUGGAAGUGAGUUGGUUUCGUCGGAAAACGGGGUUUGGAACGAGGAGAGUUCGCGGUGUUUAGCGUCGGGUGAGUUGAAGGGGGUCGUGAUGAGUGAGUCGAAGUUUGAAGGGUGCUCGCUUGCGCGUUUGCCUUCGUAUGAUGCCGAGUUAAUUUGGGAAGUUUUAGCUAAUUAAGGUUUUUAGUAUGUGUAGCAAAUUAGGGCCUAAUCAACCAAGUUGUGAUUUAGAACAUGCACUAAUUGUGGAUAACUUUUAAGUUAAAGUCUCUUGAGUUUAUGUUUAGAUCUCACAAUUAUAUAAGCCAAGUGAAAUACAUAUAUGAUAUAUUGUCACUUGUGAUUUCAA
Messenger RNA from Helianthus annuus (common sunflower), 1156 nucleotides. RefSeq names its product ethylene-responsive transcription factor ERF061. Gene Ontology annotation, biological process: regulation of DNA-templated transcription. Gene Ontology annotation, molecular function: DNA-binding transcription factor activity; DNA binding. The transcript has a single exon. Lineage: Eukaryota; Viridiplantae; Streptophyta; Magnoliopsida; Asterales; Asteraceae. Bases 143 to 985 code for a protein of 280 amino acids. The record is from RefSeq and is a predicted model, not a curated record.